Messenger RNA from Austrofundulus limnaeus, 7477 nucleotides. RefSeq names its product xin actin binding repeat containing 1 (gene xirp1). Lineage: Eukaryota; Metazoa; Chordata; Actinopteri; Cyprinodontiformes; Rivulidae. Gene Ontology annotation, cellular component: stress fiber; focal adhesion. Gene Ontology annotation, molecular function: actin filament binding. Bases 362 to 7219 code for a protein of 2285 amino acids. Gene Ontology annotation, biological process: actin cytoskeleton organization; actin filament organization. The record is from RefSeq and is a predicted model, not a curated record. The transcript is spliced from 4 exons.
AAAAUAGCUGAAGUCUCAACAGCAGGUCCAGAUAAAACUCAGCUGUCACCGAGACCACGGGACGAAAUAGAGUUCGACUCAGAAAGAGUCUCACAGAGAGCAGAGACAUCACAGGGCCCUCUUAGAGUCUGCUAUCCAACACAUCGGAGGUGAACAAGCUUACAGAGUUGGACAGGAUUUCUAUAGAGCAAGUAAAGGUGGCACCCAGUCAAGACAAAGCAGAGACAGGACAUCUACUCCCUCUUCAGUGAGAGACAGAUUAGCUCUUUAUCUGUCCAGAACAGCAGCCACUGACUCCACAGGAGACUUGAUACAACCAGAAUUCACAGCUGCUCCAGGCAAAAAGUCUAAAAACAGCAAGAUGGCUGAUGCUGCCAGAAAAAUCACCAUCUCACAACCAGCUCAUGAUGAAGAUGACCUGCCCCUCCCCCCUCCUCCUCCUCCUCUUGUACCACCCAGACCCCUUGAUUAUGAAGGGCCUUCGGUGUUAAGUAACCUCCCUGUGCCUCCACCUAAGGAAAGCUUCACCACGUUCUACCAGCAACGACAGAAGAGUGAGCUAAAGAGGCUCUUCAAACACAUCCACCCUGACCUUCGAGCCAGCCUUGAUGAUGUGGUGGAUGAUGAGAUAAUGAAAGCCGUGCAGUCAGAGAGCGCUCAAGCAGCAGACGCAGCCUACCAGGGUGAAGUGCAGUCCAUGCGGUGGAUCUUUGAGAACUGGACUCUGGAUAAUAUCGGAGAUCCUCAUGAAACCAAAAGGCUCCUGCACACUGAAGAGUUAAAAGGUGGAGAUGUCAGAAGCACCUCCUCAAAGUUUGAGUACGUUGACAGCACCCAACACAUGCCUACUAAGAGACAAAGUUCUGUCAGAGGAGAUGUAAGAACAUCAACCUGGCUGUUUGAGACCCAGACUUUAGAUUCUCUCGGUAAAUCCAAGGAUGAAGAGGGUGAAUUGGUAGAGGCAGUUCUGAAAGAACCCAUAAAGUCUGGAGACGUAAGAGGGGCUCGGCUUCUCUUUGAGACGAAACCACUGAGUGACUUGGGACGCUGCAAUUCCAUUGAAGACUGCAGCAUCCUGAAACUGAAAUCUGAGCUUCAYGAGCAGAAAGGAGACGUCCAGAAGACCGUGAAGCUGUUCCAGACAGAACCCUGCUGUGCCAUCAGAGACAAAAAUGGCAAUAUCCAUGAGAUCAAAUCCAUCUGCAGGGAGGAGAUCAACAGUGGCAAGUUCAGCACUGCCCGUUGGCUUUUUGAAACACAGCCUUUGGACACGAUCAAUAAAAGAAGUGACAGGGUGAAAAUAAUUCGAGGUAUUUCUUUGGAGGAGGGACAGAAAGGAGGUUUUGACCAAAAGAGGUGGAUGUUUGAAACUCAGUCAUUUGACACAAUACAAGAGCACGUAGAAGACAAGUUUGAAGGAGGAGUGGUUGACUUUGAGUUGCAACACAUGACCCCUGUAAGAGAAAAUGCUGCAGAAAACGCUCCGGAGAAAGAAGCAAUCGUUGGGGGAGAUGUGAAGACUUCUCUGUGGCUGUUUGAAACUCAACCCAUGGAAACUCUUAGUGACAGCUAUGAAGUUGGGAGCCUGAAGAGAAUCAUCAUUUCUGCUGAAGAACAGGGAAAAGUAAAAGGCAAAAAGCUGAUAUUCGAAAAUGGUAACAUUCAAACGAACACCUCAGUGCAAAAACAGGAGAUUGAAAAGGGUGAUGUGAAGGGAUUCAAACAACUUUUUGAAACACUUCCUUUGGGUGAAAUUGCUCAUUUGAAGGAGGAGAUAGUUGGGAUGAAAGAAAAUACUUCCUCAGGUGAUAAUGGAAAAUGUGACAAGGAGACAACUCCUUUAUACGCAAUAAAGGACAGCUUUGGAAACCUCCAUGAAGUCACAACAGUCAGCCGGGAAGAAUUCAUUCAAGGAAAAGUCAAAAACUAUAAAUGGAUGUUUGAGACCAAACCUUUAGAUCAGAUGACUGAUGGAAAAGAAAGUGUUGAAGUAAUCAACGGCAUCACCAGACAGGAAGACGCCAUGGGUGAUGUGAAAACGGCAAAGUGGCUUUUUGAAACCCAGACAAUAGAUGGGAUCCACUGUAAGUUCAAUCAGACAGGUCAAAGCUCUGUUGUUAAAGAGGAGUCCUGCAAAGGUGAUGUCAAGACCUGCAAAUGGUUAUUUGAGACACAACCAGUGGAUAUGCUGUAUGACAAAAUGGAAACAGCCAAAGACAAAGAGUCUGUCGAUGCAAAUGUCAAGUCUAUUACUUGGCUUUUUGAGUCUCAGCCAUUGGACAGCAUCAAAGACGGUGAACCAUACAGCUUGAAGCUGUGCAGCACAGCAAAGGAUUCUGUCAAACCUGACGUUGGAGUUCAAACAGUAAAACAUAUUUUUGAAACAGAAACUUUGGACAAAAUCAGAAAGAAUUCGGAUUCAGAACCAAAUUUGCGAUACAUCAGUCAGGUCAGCCUCCAGACAGGAGACGUCUCACGUGUCAAAGAACUUUUUGAGUCCCAGUCUCUUGAUGAAAUAGGGUCAGAAACUGUGACAUUUGAAGGGCAGAACCAAGAGAAACACACUGAAAAAGGUUCAGUGCAUAAAUUUACAUGGAUGUUUGAGAACUGCCCCAUGAAUCGGAUCAAUAAAGAUCACGAUGAAGAAAAUAAAGAGACAGUUGAUGUCAUCGAGAGAGGUGAUGUACAAAAUAAAAAGUUUAUAUUUGAAACCUCCACACUGGACAAAAUCCAACAGGAACCCCUUGAGCAGAGAUUGGUGUCUGUGGAAGAACCUGUGAGCAAUGCUGAUGUGAAGUCCAGCACCAUGAUGUUCGAGUCCCUGCCGCUGUAUGCCAUCAGAGACAAAGAAGGGCAGUUCCAUGAGGUGACAACAGUCAAGAAAGAAGAAAUCAUGAGUGGUGACGUGAGAGGAGCGAGGUGGAUGUUUGAGACAAAACCUCUUGAUGCCAUCAAGGCAGAGAAUGAGGUUUAUGUGAUCCGAGCUGUCACACAAGAAGAUGUCAAGAAAGGAGAUGUCAAAUCAGCCAGAUGGAGGUUUGAGACACAACCUCUGGACUCUUUUACUGAUGAGGACAAACCUUCUGCCAUGGCUACUGAAGACUUUGGAAGCUGCGAUGUCCAGCUCAGAAAACAGAUGUUUGAAUCUGAUCAAUCAUGCAAGAAGUUUGCAAGAAUGGUUAGUGUCACUGAUGUACAGCAAGGGGAUGUAAGGACCUCCACCUGGCUCUUUGAGAAUCAGAUCCUUGACAGUCUGAAAGGGGAACCUCAGGAGCCAAGUCCAGUGAAAACAGUCCACAGGGAAGACAGUCAGAAGGGAGAUGUGAAACGCUGCACCUGGCUGUUUGAAUCUCAGUCACUGGACAAGAUCAAAGAGCCUGAAGAAACCUCAGACCAAGCUGUGGAGGAGAUCCCCAAAGCUGAUGUGAAGUGCACUACCUGGCUCUUUGAGACCACUCCACUUGAUAAAAUCACUGCCAACAGUGUGGCUGACACCCUUUCAUACUUGCAUGAAAUGAARGUCAUACACUCAAGUGGCAUUAUAAUAGAAUCAAAUGAAAGAAGGAAUGUUAAUAUGGCAAAAUAUCUGCUUGAUAGCAGCAAAGGUGUACAGAUCCAGAAAGAGGACGUUAUUGACGGCAACAUCAGGAACAUCAUGUUACAGCUUCUGCUCAAACCAACAAUCAAACCACAAAUUACUCUUCUGAGAGAAACCGAGAAGAGUAAAGUUAACACCACAGUAGUAGAGCUUCCAGUCUUUGAGUCCACUCCCAACAUUGAAAGUGAUCAAAGAGUACAAAACAUUGUACAAAGAAUAGAAGAGUUGCUAAUUUAUGAGACGGAUUUCAAAAAGGGAAUCAUAAUGCAAGAAGUUGGAGAGGGAAAAGCAGAAAUGUCAGUUUAUUCACUUGUCAGCAAAAAUGAAACCAAAACUGAGAGUCAAAUUAUGGAAAGGGGAGACGUAAAAACUACAAUUGGAAAUCUGCUGGCCACUGCCAGUGGUCAAAGAACUUCCACCAGAGUGGAUGUAAAUGAGAAAGGAAAUGUGAAUUUGUACAAAAGUUGCAUUGAGAAAGGCGAUCUGCAGUACUUGAAGAGUCUUCAUACCGAGACGUUUGAAUGUGAGGCUGAUCACAGCAGUGUGACGAGGGAGCAGGUUGAAACAACUCAAGGUGGUGUGAAAGAAGCCAAGAGAAGCCUCUGUCAGCAAAAAGAGCAGGUUGAAAAAACCAUUUGUGAUGUUUUGCCAGGAGACGUAAAGAACACCAAAAAGGUCUUUUCAUCUGAGUGCUUUGUCAACGUGGACAGCUCCMUUCCGAAGGAAGAAAUAAUCCCAGGAGAUGUCUCAUCAGCAAAGCAACAACUUGCUGUGAAACAACCUUUAACUGUGGACAAAGAGGACGUUGUACCCGGGGACAUCAGGGCAACAAUGGAGUCAUUGGAACGUGCAAAGCAGCAGAGCAUGUUUGUGGAGCGGGAAACCAUUAAACCUGGGACAAUCUAUGACAUGGACCUGUCAGCUCAAGACCCUGUAGUAGAAGAAAGCCAAUCACAGAAAGAAGUUAUCAUAUCUGGAAAUGUGAAAGCAGCAAAGAAGUCUCUCGAAAUGGCCAAACAGCAGAGCCUUCAUGUGGAGAGGGAGGUCAUUGUUCCUGGAAAAAUAUACAACCUGGGAGUGUCAGCGCAAGAAGAAAGCUCCUCCACGGUGGCACAGUCUACGAGCUCAUCCUCCUCCAGAUGCGAGCAAGUCAAGACUUUUCCAAAGGUCAGUGAUGCAGAGACGGAGCAGGAAAGCAAAGCUUCCUUUGAGACUUGUCAACAAAAUGCAGUUGUAGUCAGAAACUGUCAAGAACAAUCACUGCCACCUUGUAUUAGCUGUGAUUUUAAUAGUCAGACUACUGAAGAUGAGACAGAAGUUGUUAGAGGAGACGUGAAGGCAGCAAUUAGGUCUCUACAGAGUGCAGCAGCAGAGCAGAGGUUUAUAGAUAAAGAAAACAUUGUAAGAGGAAAUGUACAAUUUGCUUUAGAAUCUCUUGAGAAGUCUAGUGUCAAUGUGUCUAAAGGAGACUUCAAAGCUGCAAUGAUUUACAGAAAUUCAGGCAAGGCUUGUUCAGGGAGGAGCAAGACUGUUCACAAUCAGUYUGUUGUGGUGUCCGUGCCUCCAUCUGACACAAAACUAUCUCCUUCAAUUUCAGUAACCUGUGAAGGACAGCAAAGCAUCUCAACACAGAUUUCAGCCCCCAACCCUGUAGCAAAUGGAAACCCUAAAUCACCCAGCCUUGCAAGAGUAACMCCACCCCAACUCCUAGAAAAGAACGAGAAAGCAAAGGAGCAGAAGCCAGCUUUACCUCCAAAACCACAGUGGAUGAAAUCUGGCAUUAUCGAAGGACAAACAACCUCACCAACAAGAAGCCCUAAAGCUGCCUGUCCUGUUGAAGAUAACGUAAAUGUGGUGUUUCCUCCAAAACAAAACCAGCAGCAUUUGGCAUGCUCAAAGGACAAACAACAAGAAAUUACAACACAUGSCAAAAACAGUGCAAAGCAGUUACAUGAGACCUUCCAACAAAAUUCUGUUGCUGAAGAUCUGACAACGAACACAGCCAUUCAGGAAAAUAAGAAACAAAUCAAAACAGUACCAUUCACAGAGAGGAAAUCAAAUGUUCACCUAAAUCAAUUACACAGUGAAGAAGUUGAAAUAGAAAGAAAUGUGAUCCAGAAAAUAAAUGCAGCAGAGGAGAUACAGAUGUGUAUGCAGAAUUAUGCAGAAGAUGGGAAACAUGAGAUGAGCUUGCAAACUGCUUUGCAAAACUUUGAAAGAAAAGACAGAGAGGAUUUGGACAGAAGAAAUUGGCUGCCAAAGAAGGUAAAAGUGAUUUAUGACAACAGACAAACUGACAAAACCCCUGCUGAACAACACAAACACACUCCUGACCCUCCAAGAGUCCAACACAGAACUCAAGUGGAAACAUCACAGACUGGUAUUUUCAACGAAGCAACCAAUUCCCAUCAAAACGACUCCAGAGAAAACAAAGAACCUGAAAAUAAAGUUGUUCUACGAGAGAAAAAAGCAAGGGAAACAGAAGAGGAAAGAAGACAAAGGCUUUCUGUCCACAAGGACGAGAUCAUGAAAGGAAAUGUGAAGGCAGCCAUGGAAAUCUUUGAAAAUUUAAGGAAACGAGAAGAACUCAAGGGACUCCUGUCUCAGGUGCAGGAGAUAGAAGGCGAGGCCUGCAGUGUGGAUGCUAGCUCCCUGAAAACAUUUUAUGAGAAUGUUCCCACUUGGAUGGUUACACCUGGUAGAAACGCAAAAAAAUGUAAAAGAGAAGAAAAGAAAGUUCAAGCAGCAGCACAGGAUGAUGAUCUGGAAAGCAUCUCCUCAGUGGAAAUGGCAUUUGAGGAUCUGGAGAAAGCAAGCAAGGAGAUAAUGAAGCUCAAGGAACAGACAGUGGCCAAACUGGUUGACAUUGAAGAAACAAUUAAAAAGGCUUUGUACUCGGUGUCCAAUCUCAAAUCUGAGGCGGACAUUGCUGGUUUGUCAGGACUGUUUGAUGAAUCUUUAAAAUCUGAGCAAAACCUUCAACCCGCCAGUAACAUCAGGAAGAUAAGUAUUGUGUCGAGCAAAAGCAAACCAGGCUCCACCAACGAGACCAGAGAUUUGGAUCUUUCUAAAAAAGAAAAGCUCAAACAAGCAAACAGUAAGUCACUCAUUAGACAGUCUUCCACCCAGUCGUCCCCAUCUUUCAUCUCCAUUCACUCUUCUAGAAAGCCGACUGAACAACCAAAGCCGACCAUGUCAACGUUCAAACCAGAAGCGACGAGUUGUCAUAAAGCAAACUACAACUGUGAUUCGGCUGUUCCCGAAUCCUCAAAGAAAAGUCUCGUUCCUGAACGCAAAGUCAGUGUGCUCGAAGUACAGGCUGUUCCAGAGAAACACACGGGAAUAACUGGCACCAAGACGGUCAGUGAAACAUAUGAGGAGAGCGACGGCUUUGGCAACGUCUAUGUUUCGUCCACGACUUCCACGUUCAUCACCAAUCACUCUGACGGUAAACCAUCUGCUCUGUUUGGAGUAGUAGGAAGUCCAGCCAGAUAUGAAGUCAUGACAUCUCCUUUAAUGCAAAGAUCAGGGCGUCCUUUUGAAGAUAAACUGUCGAGCAACACCAAGGAGGAAGGGACGGUGUUUGUAACAUUCAGGCAACCAAAAGAAAAGCAAAAAUAAACCACUCGCCAGUGUGACUGCAGUUCUGUCAAUGCGGCAUGAUAGUGUUUAGAUUUUUUAUGUUUUAUUAAAAGGUUUUUAUAUGUUUUGAACUGGUAUUUAAAGGAAAAUAUUCACUUUUAAUAGAAAAAAUGUUUUAUAGAUUUUUUUUUACCAUAACUUCCUGAUAAAAUGCUAAGUUUGUGUAUUAAAGCCAAACAUACUGGUUACACUGUAUGUUCUGUCAAACUGUCAAAUAAAAUGAUUGCUUUUAAGCCA